Abrus precatorius (Indian licorice) is the source of this 1452-nucleotide messenger RNA. RefSeq names its product COMPASS-like H3K4 histone methylase component WDR5B. NCBI's taxonomy places the organism in Eukaryota, Viridiplantae, Streptophyta, Magnoliopsida, Fabales, Fabaceae. The transcript is spliced from 2 exons. The coding region runs from base 70 to 1017 and encodes 315 amino acids. Gene Ontology annotation, molecular function: protein binding. The record is from RefSeq and is a predicted model, not a curated record.
CUUUCUCUAGAAAGGAAAGGUAGGAGGCAGAAUUUUACAAAUAGUGAGAGUGGUGGUGAGGUAGCUCUGAUGGCGACGAGCACAAGCAGUAGCAGCAACCAACAGUACAAACCGUACCGUCACCUGAAAACCCUAACCGCACACGAAAGAGCGGUGUCGUGCGUCAAGUUUUCCAACGACGGAACCCUCUUAGCCUCAGCUUCUCUCGACAAAACCCUAAUUAUUUGGUCCAAUGAAACCCUCUCCCUUCUCCACCGCCUCAUCGGCCACUCCGAGGGUGUUUCCGACCUCGCAUGGUCCUCCGAUUCCCACUACAUCUGCUCCGCCUCCGACGACCGCACCCUCCGCAUCUGGGAUGCCACCGGCGGCGACUGCGUCAAGACGCUCCGUGGCCACUCCGACGCCGUUUUCUGCGUCAACUUUAAUCACCGAUCUAAUUACAUAGUCUCUGGCUCCUUCGACGAGACAAUUAGGGUUUGGGAGGUCAAGACCGGGAAAUGCAUCCACAUCAUCACCGGGCACACCAUGCCCGUCACUUCCGUCCACUUCAAUCGCGACGGUUCCCUCAUUGUCUCCGGUAGCCACGACGGGUCUUGCAAGAUUUGGGAUACGAGCUCCGGCACUCACUUGAAGACCCUAAUUGACGAUAAGGUCCCUGCUGUUUCCUUCGCCAAGUUCUCCCCCAACGGCAAGUUCAUACUCGUUGCCACUCUCAAUGAUACACUCAAGCUUUGGAACUACCAGACUGGGAAGUUUUUAAAAAUUUAUUCUGGCCAUGUGAAUAGAGUAUACUGCAUAACUUCCACAUUUUCUGUGACAAAUGGGAAAUAUAUUGUUAGCGGUUCAGAAGAUCGCUGUGUUUAUUUAUGGGAUCUUCAGCAAAAAAAUAUGAUUCAGAAACUUGAAGGCCAUACGGAUCCUGUAAUAUCUGUUACUUGUCACCCAACAGAGAACAAAAUUGCCUCCGCUGGCCUUGAUGGUGAUAGAACAGUGAGGGUUUGGGUACAGGAUUCAUGAAUAAUGGGAAAUUGUAUUGGGAUGUCGUCCUCUUAUGUGACGCAUUGCAAUCUUGCUUUCUUUUUAGAUUUCAACUGCAUGCUUCCUUGAGCUUUUUUAAUGUAUUAUAUAGUCUUUGUAUGUUCAUGCGUAUUCAUGCUUGAUUUUAAUACUGGACACUAUAAACAGGCACUAUAGACACAGAGACAAGAAGUUAGAAUAAUUUGAGAUUCCUACCCUGUUGGGUACCAAAUAUUAUAAUGUUUCGAGAUUGUGAAGAGCCAGAAUCAAACGUUGCUACCUUUAAGUUGCUGCUUGCAAUGUGAAAAAAGUCUCCAAUCAUUGGCUUGAGAACUUGUGUAAUAGUACAUUCAUUAUUUAUAAAUACAAAGAUUAAAUCUCCCUUUGCUGCGGCUCUGUCUGAGGCACAAAACAGCCGUGAUGGGAUUUCUUUUC